AUGCAAGUUUGUUUCCGGACGGUCGACGUUGUGCAUUCAGAAGACUGGAAGCUGAAUCCUUCGGGGCGCGAUAUUCGCCGUGUACAAAGUGAUAUCCGUACGAAAUCAGAACCCGGCUGUGACGACAAGUCAUCAAAAUCAUCCAGGGGCCGUGUACCAACAGACAACCAAGCCUGGGAGCGCGAGGUCCUCGUCCAAGUGUCCUCCCUGCAACAGACAAACUUUCACUCCGUGAAGCUACUGCCGCAGCAGUGCGAUCUAUCCGACUGGCUCAUCUCCGUGCGAUCCGGCGAUCAAGGCCGGGGUGAGGAGGAGACCAUCAUGGUGGACGACUCGAUGCGGAACAAGCUCAACCUCACGCACAACGCGCUGGUGUACGAUCACGAGCACGAAGACUUGAUCUCCAUGUUGAACGUGUCUCCGACGACGGCGGCCUGUCUGGUCAAAAUGGUAUAG
This is a messenger RNA of Colletotrichum orchidophilum, 456 nucleotides long. RefSeq lists its product as uncharacterized. The transcript is spliced from 2 exons. Lineage: Eukaryota; Fungi; Ascomycota; Sordariomycetes; Glomerellales; Glomerellaceae. Bases 1 to 456 code for a protein of 151 amino acids. The record is from RefSeq and is a predicted model, not a curated record.